AUGUCUUUAAGCGACGAUCCAAGCUCAUGCACACGAGCUUUCACUGUGCAGGGGCCAAGGAUGGCCGAAGCAAUGGUGAAAGGCUUGAAGCGGGUCGAAUCUCGCCCAAGACCGCUUUUUGCACCGGGGUGGUAUUUUUUGCACAAGGGCAAAAAGACAGGCUUCGAUGAAGAUUAUGCUCAGGAGUUACAGAGCCUCUUGCCAGAGCAUAGCUCAGGAUUGAUGUCCGAAGCUGCGGCAGAAGAUGGCUGCAGUACAGGGGCCAUUGUUGGCAUGGUGUGUAUUGGAAAGCAGUUGAGAUACUCCGACCUUCCUAACCAUCAGUGGGUGCAGGAAAGCCGACCCGUGGUGUACGAGAUCACACAGUGCAUGCAGUUCACCGCUGGGGUGUCACUGCCAGGUCAGCAAGGUGUUUGGCAUGUUCGGGCGCCUGAGGUCCAGGACAGCCUUCGCAAGGCCAUUGGCAAAGGUACGCUGCACACCUGGUCGGAUCAGUUUCCAGCUUUGUCUGACACGCGGAAAAGAUCGCCGACCCAGAAAGCAAAGACACGAGCUUCAAGACCUUGGCCAAAACCGUUGCCUAGAAAGCGACGCUCUGAUGCCGGUACACAUCAGUGCGCCCCGGACCUUGUGAGUUCCAGCAAGCGCCAGCGCCUCCAUCUUGGAGAUCCUGCGGUUGGCGCGAAGCGCCCGGCCAAUCUUCCUGUGGAUGCAUCAUCUUCGUCCUCGGCACCGACAAGACACGAAGAGCAAAGCUUGGUGCAGCGAAUCUCAGCCGGUCGGACGCUGCCACGGCUGCUCGAACUCAUGGACAUGACAUUCUUCAACAUCAAAUGUCCACAAAAGGCCGGGUGGGUCCUUUGGAACCUCGAAGUGGAUUGUUUGCGCAGGCGAGAUCUUGAUCUCGCAGAUGUCAUUCCUCUGUGCGCUUCUGAGCACAAAGGGAAAGCGGUACACAAGGCAAGAUUGGCUGAGUGUCGGACUGUCGCCAAGAGCGCUCUGUCUUCUAUUUCUUUGAGCUUCCGCGCGUUGCAGGGCACACAACGCCGAGGCGCAAGCCUUCUUUUUGAGAAGAGAGACAACUCCCCGGAUGAAGAGGUGUUGCAAGAGUCUUCUGCUCUGGCUUGCGACCUCGCCGAGCGCUGGCGUGAACCACCCGAAGGCAGUGUAGUGUACGCAGACUUGACCGUUCGCAAAGUGAUGCCAGCUGCUUUGGAGAAACAUCUUUCAGAGCAACCUUGUCAUUUUCCUUCACAGAUGUCAGAUGAGCGACGGAGCAUCUGGGUAUGGGAUCUGCCCUUUCCAAUACAAAUUGAUGGGCGCAGAUAUCGGUGCCGCACCUGCGCGGCAAACGGGGCGUCCAUGCGGUAUUAUGUCAUCACAGUGUCAGACUUGCAAGCGGCAUUCCCUGAUCUUUUGACAUGGCGGGAUCGUCGCCACGGCACAGUUUUCUUCACCAAGAAAUUUCUGCUUUAUCUGGUGCAAGUUUUUUACAGACGCCUCAAUGUUAGAGCCACUAAAAGGGCCAUCGUGGAGCAAAUCGGGGCUUCUGCUUUGGCUCUCGGCUGCAUGACUCGCCUGCGCACACUGUGCACAGCAAUUCCUUCCAAUGUCUCCUUGCGGAAGAUCCUUCUCAACGCCCUAGAGGGUUACACAUCUUCGGCAGUGAAACGGCUCCGACAACACAUCAACUUGUACGCGGGCACAUUGCUCAGACAUGACGGAAACUACGACAUCCCUGAGAGAGUAGUCGAAUUUUCUGGUGGUGUUCGCCGGCGGCCUCACGGGUGCCUCGUUGCCUUUCUAGGCGUGGAUGGCAGCUUGCUUGCUCCGCCAGAGCUAUUGCGGAGCGAAGCUCUUCCAGACCUUCUUCCUGCCUUAGAAGACGUGGUGGAUUCUUUGAAGGCAGACCGCCUUCAGGCUGGUAUGGCUUUGCAGCAAUCGUGCCCGAUUGCGCACGCAACUGACUCCUACCAGAAGCAACGUUUGGCUUUGCAAGCUUUCUACCGGCAGAAGUUUCCAGAGCUACACACAGAGGUAUUAGCAACAAGCCCAAAAGCCGAUGCGGCUGGCGCCGCACGCGGCGCAGGUGAUUGCUGCGUUCGCAUCGUGGGCGCUUGCCUAUUCAAGCUUUCUCUCCCUGCAGUGCCGCCUAGUCACAAGAAAUCGGAUAAGCCCAUUGCAGCGCAGCCCCUGCCAGAAGACUUUCAGAACCUUCUGUUGCAACUCGUGCAAGGCAACAAGACGGAGAAUCAGCGGCUGACGUCCCAAAAUGCGGAUGGGGUGGCAGCUCUGCGAGAUUUCCUUGUGCAGACAGACGUGGCCACUGCGAGGACAUGGAUAGAUGUGUUCGGCGCCAAGCCAACAGCUGGAGUCAUCAGGCGGCUUUGCAAGUGUGUUGGAGCCAAGCUGCCGUCAGAACUUUGCGGAUAUACCACUGUGGCAGAGUUCAAGCGUGAGAUCAGUGUCUUGGUGAAGUGGUACUCGGUUGGUCGCAAAGGGAGCCGGCGGAAGCGAGGCGUGCGAAAGGCAACUGACGAUCCAGGCCAAGUUCAUGGGACCCGCUCGGCCAUGACCCAGAGUGUCUCGGACUAUUUCGAUCGCCUCCAGAAGCCAUUGAAGGUGGAAGGGCUGUGGGCAUGGAGAGACAUAGCCGUUGCCAUUCACCAUGCCCAAAUCAAAUUACAGUCAGGGACUGUCUGCGUAGAAAGAGCUUGGCAGUCAGUGAAGGACAUGCUGCCACCUUCUGGGAGGCACAUGUCACGGCCAUGGCUUGAGAUGCUUCUCCGGAUUGCAUUCCUGCGACACAACUUUCGGCUCUACAAGUCUGGCUCCAAUCCAGCCGUGUCGGAGGGGGACAGCUUGAUCACAGAGAGCCUGCAGUUCUAUGAGCAGUGCGAGCAAAGCAUUGGUUUUCAAGGACUAGAUGAGCUCUUUGCAGCGUUUGAAGAGAAGGUUGAUGACGCCUACGAUAAUUAG
Messenger RNA from Cladocopium goreaui, 2979 nucleotides. The record is from the annotation of a GenBank genome assembly. Lineage: Eukaryota; Dinophyceae; Suessiales; Symbiodiniaceae.